CCCUCCCUCGGCCCCUCCGGCGGCGGUCGCAGCUGCACCGUGCCCGCUCCACCCCGCCGCAGCGGCUCGGACGUCCGGAGCUCGCAGGUCCCGGCCCGAGGUCCGAGGAGGCGUCCUCCGCCCGGUGGCCCAGACGGAAGCGGGGCACGGCGUCAUCAUGCACAGUUGUAUCGCGUCCGCCGCGCGUCCCCGGAGCCGCCCCUGAGCCCGGCCGCGAGUUCGAGCCCAGGGCCCGCCCGGCCGCACCAUGAGCCACGGGCCCAGCCCCCGGCUGGCCGAGUCCCCGCAGCUGUCCAAGGGCAGCCUCCUAACCAUCCUGGGCAGCCCGUCGCCGGAGCGCAUGGGGCCUGCCGACUCCCUGCCGCCCACGCCGCCCAGCGGCACGCCCUCGCCCGGGCCGCCGCCCGCACUGCCCCUGCCCCCCGCUCCCGCGCUGCUGGCCGACGGCGACUGGGAGAGCCGCGAGGAGCUGCGGCUACGGGAGCUGGAGGAGGCGCGGGCGCGGGCGGCGCAGAUGGAGAAGACCAUGCGCUGGUGGUCGGACUGCACUGCCAAUUGGCGCGAGAAAUGGAGCAAGGUGCGCGCUGAGCGCAACCGCGCGCGCGAGGAGGUGCGCCAGCUGCGCCAGCGCCUGGACGCGCUCACCAAGGAGCUGGCGGGCGCACGGCGCGAGCGCCAGGAGGCGCAGGGCGAGUGCGAGGCACGGGGCCGCGAGCUGGCGCGGCUGAGGGGCGCCCGGGGGGUCGCCGAUCAGACGCGCGACGGCCCCGAGCCGGAGGCGGAGCGCGAGCCAGUGCGUGACGUCGGGUCCGAGAGGCCGCCAGGCAGCCAGGAACUGGAGCUGGUGGAGAGCCUGCUGAAGAGCACGCCAGAGGAGUCUGAGGACUGCUGGGAGGCGCGCAGCCUGGGGGCCGGGGGCCCGCGGGGCAGCUCAGGCCGCCAGGAGCGCAGCAGGCUACCCUGGGAGGACACAGCUGCCACGGAGGAGGAGGCCUCCAAGUUGACCGCCCUGCGGCUACGGCUGGAUGAAUCCCAGAAGGUGCUGCUCAAGGAGCGAGAGGAUAAACUGGCAUUGAGCAGGAACAUUGAGAAGCUAGAGGGGGAGCUCAGCCAGUGGAAGAUCAAGUAUGAGGAGCUGAGCAAGACCAAGCAGGAGAUGCUCAAGCAGCUCAGCAUCCUGAAGGAGGCGCACCAGGACGAGCUGGGCCGCAUGUCUGAGGACCUGGAAGAUGAGCUCGGUGCACGCUCCAGCAUGGACCGGAAAAUGGCCGAGCUGAGGGGCGAGAUGGAGCGGCUGCAGGCCGAAAACGCCUCGGAGUGGGGCCGCCGGGAGCGGCUGGAGACAGAGAAACUGGGCCUUGAGCGGGAGAACAAGAAGCUGCGGGCACAGGUCGGGGACCUGGAGGAAGCGCUGGCCCGGCGGCGGCGGCAGACAGCCAGCGCACUGGACUGCGACCUGAGGGCCAGCCAGGCCGCGCUCUUCGAGAAGAACAAGGAGCUGGCAGACCUGAAGCAUGUGCAUGGCAAGCUGAAGAAGCAGUUCCAGGAGAAGGUGGCAGAGCUGGCACAUGCCAACCGGCGGGUGGAGCAGCACGAGGCCGAGGUGAAGAAGCUGCGGCUGCGGGUGGAGGAGCUCAAGAAGGAGCUGGCCCAGGCUGAGGAUGAGCUGGACGAGGCCCACAACCAGGCACGUAAGCUGCAGCGGUCACUGGACGAGCAGACGGAGCAGAGCGAGAACCUGCAAGUGCAACUGGAGCACCUGCAGUCCAGGCUCCGCAGGCAGCAGCAGAACGCUCCCCUCUUCGGGAAGAUCCGCAGUGCUCGCUUUGGCACCGAGGAGGCCGGGGAUGGAGCCAGUGACCUGGAUGAGGAUGAGGACCUGCAAAUCCAGGUGGCCUAGAGCUUCCUGUGGCUGGGCAGGAUGGGCCGCCCCAUACCUGCCCAGGGUCCAAGCUAACCAGCCACUAAAACUGAUGCAGCGCCUAGGCUCACUCUGGGACCAGUCCCUGCCACAGACUCUUCUCUCCCAGGGAUGGCGUCAACAGUCCCACCUACCAACACCCUGUGGAAAGGAAGUCUAUGUUACACACACACACACACACCACACACACACACACACCCAGGAGUCUUUGGACCCGUUUGGUUUUAUAAAUACAGGACAGCUCCAAGGCCCAGUUCAGAUGACCUCACACACCCAGGACUUCAUGCAGGGCUGGGCGUGUUGGGGGCGGUUGUUGGAGCCCCAGCCUGGGCUGCCUCUCUAGGCUUCGCUGUUCAUCAUACAAUGCAGUGAACCCAGUUAUUUGUAAUAAAUGAAGUUCAAGUUCUUGGGGCAUCUGAAAGUGUGGCAGAUGUCGGCGGGGGUUGUGGGGGACGGCAUCGGCCUGCACCUGACACUGAACCAGAGCUCAGGAAUGUCAAGUAACUUAAUAAAUGAGUGAGUGUGAAGAA
Molecule: messenger RNA, 2451 nt
Organism: Nomascus leucogenys (northern white-cheeked gibbon)
Lineage: Eukaryota; Metazoa; Chordata; Mammalia; Primates; Hylobatidae
Source: RefSeq, a predicted model, not a curated record